This is a messenger RNA of Eurytemora carolleeae, 1465 nucleotides long. RefSeq names its product ADP-ribosylation factor-like protein 16. Lineage: Eukaryota; Metazoa; Arthropoda; Copepoda; Calanoida; Temoridae. The record is from RefSeq and is a predicted model, not a curated record. Gene Ontology annotation, molecular function: GTPase activity; GTP binding. The transcript is spliced from 7 exons. The coding region runs from base 1013 to 1450 and encodes 145 amino acids.
UCAAUUCUCCUUGCCAAUUCCUAUCCCAGAACCCCUCCCCCCUCCAAACUUAUUUUUUCUAUAUUUUUAUUUCGGCAAAGCAAGGCACUAAUUUUCCUCUUAAAUUGACAGAAUUCGGAUAGAAGUAUUGUAUUAUAUUAAUUAGCUUUUUUGUACUAGCUAUUUCAAUAUUUUUAGCGUUGAUUUUGUGUAAUAUCUUUGAAGUGGCAUACUACUUUUCAUAGCGAAAUAACUGCCGAUGUAAAAACCUUUUGCAUUUUAUAUAAGUACUUUUUGAAGAAAAUUCUACUUACAAUCCAUUAAAAAAAGGCCAGCCAGGCGAUAUGAGGAUAUAAUGAAGCUGGUGCACUACUUCGCGCAGGGCUUUACUGUUGUAUCUAACGGUGACAAUAGAUUCAGGUCUAUUUUGUGACCAAUUUCGAUGAGCCAGCCUAAAUAUGUCCUUUGUCCUAUGUUUCUAUAUGUGUUGACGAAUUACUAUUUUAUGUUAAACUGAAAACUGAAAUAAUUGUAAAAAAGUCUCGACCCUAAUAAGUAUUAAAGGUACCGUACUUAGAUUUACUGAGAACUAAAGUUCAAAUUAGAAUUAUGAAUUGAAUUCUGUUAAAUAGGACUGGUGACAUAAUAUCAAGUGUAUCUACAAUUAAAGAGUAAAGUGUCCAAUUCACCUACAUCUGAGGAAUGAGGAUUGAGAUAUCCCUUUUGUCUAACUGGAAAAGGAAUAAUUUCCAUUUUCAUAAAUUUUCAAGGAAAUAGUCAGAUUUUAACACGUUUUCCUUGUUCCUGUAUGGUAUUACUUUAAAUCUGACAUGCCACUCCCGAAUAGAGGAUCUCCUAUGAUUUGGUCUACAGUCCCUUUACCAUAAACAGUGUACACACUGAACAGUGUAGCAUAGAGUUCUCGUGUAUUUAUGUACAGUACAGUGUGGAAUGUAUUUAUGUACAGUACAGUGUAGAAAGUGUUUAUGUAACUGUAAAUAUUUCAGAAGAAUGAACAUUUAGCUGAGAGUCAAUGAUAGUCUGUAUAGGUCCAACAGGAAGUGGAAAGACAAGUUUAUUGGAAUCUGUUUCUGACCUGAAACGACCCCCAGACAAGGAAACCCUGCCAACUACAGGAGUUAAUAUAUUCAACUUGGAGUUCAAGAAACCUGGAAACAAAACCAAAACAGUUUCAAUAAGGGAGCUAGGAGGUAUCCUAUGUCCACUGUGGAGCUCAUAUCUAGAAAAAGAGAUAUAUAUUAUCUAUGUUGUGGAUUCAGCAAAUUUGGGUCAAGUAGCCCAAGUGGGUUGCACUCUAGGCAAUAUUAUAGGUAUUCUAGAGAAAAACAGCGCACAACUACAGAGACAAGCAAAGCUUUGUGUUGUUUUCAGUAAGGUAGACCGAGGAGCCGAGCAGGUGGAUGUUAUCAUUCAUAAUACAAGUUUAAGGUUAUGUUUAAGUAUCUGUUAAAUGAAGGCUGAAUGA